Messenger RNA from Scutellospora calospora, 1178 nucleotides. NCBI's taxonomy places the organism in Eukaryota, Fungi, Glomeromycota, Glomeromycetes, Diversisporales, Gigasporaceae. The record is from the annotation of a GenBank genome assembly.
CCCACAACGUAUACGUUUUGACAGUAGUAAUAAUAUCUCAGAUUAACGAAAUCAGAGCAAGAAAAUUGAUGAGAGAAUUCAUGUUUGGUAUUAAAGAUAAUUUAAGACCAUGCACAGAAUUUAAUGAAAGCAUAUAUUACAAAUUUUUGGUAAAACCUUAUCAGGAAAUUAAUUAUAGCAAUAGGUUAUUGAAAGAUUUUAAAGCGGAAAGUAUAGAAUUUGAUGAUAUCGAAGAGUUUUCUAAUAUAUCCGAGAAUAAUUGGCAGAAAACGGUACUUACUUGGAUCAAAUCGCUUGAAUUAAAAAAAAUUACAUAUGAUUAUGUAGUAAUUAUCGAUGAACACACUGUGAUAAACCUUAAAGAACUCCAGAAAACUCUAGAUUCAUUUAGGGAUGGUAACGAUUCAUUCGUAAUUAAUGAUAAUACCUUGACACCUAAACAGAAAUUUAAUUUAGUUUGGGGUCACUUUGAUAUUCAAACAGCUGACGACAUGCUAAUAAUUCUUGAAACAUUCCCUAAUCACAUAUCGUUGGCUUAUUAUUAUUUCAAAGACGAAAAUCCUACGAAUGAAAACAAUUUAUUUUUCAUUAAUGAUCAAAUAGAAAUAAUAGAAUGGCCAAAUUCUGUCAAAUAUGUUCCAACAGAAAAAACAAUAGGAGUUGGUCACGUAUACCUAGGAAGUGAUGUAAAAGAUUUAAUAGCACACUUAUCAAUUACCCAAUAUAAAAUAUGUCAUUCUAUUAUACGUGAAAAUGGAAAAUUAUCAAUAGCAAUUGUAACAAGUAGUUUCAUAUAUAAUGACAUGUGCAUGUAUCCCAUAGCAUAUAAUGUGACAGAUAAUAAACGUAGAUAUGCCAAAAAGCAUGGAUACUCAUUUGUACCACGCUCUGAAGAAUACUAUCAACAAAUAUAUAAAGAACGAGAAAAAGUCUGGAGAAAGAUUGAUGUUAUUGAGAAGGUUUUACCUCACUAUGAUUGGGUUUUCUGGUUAGAUAUGGACGCUGUCAUCGCGAAUCAAAAUAUUUCCAUCGAACAAUUGUUUGAAAAAUUUAAAAAAAAAGUCGGAAAAGGGAGAUUUAAUGAUAUUAAUUUUGUGAUUGUUAGGCCUAGAAAUGACGUAAUGAUAAAUGCGGGUGUUUUUUUAAUUAAAAAUUCUGAAUGGAGUGAAAAUUUUUAA